Arabidopsis lyrata subsp. lyrata is the source of this 1419-nucleotide messenger RNA. RefSeq names its product aldose 1-epimerase. Gene Ontology annotation, molecular function: carbohydrate binding; aldose 1-epimerase activity. The record is from RefSeq and is a predicted model, not a curated record. Gene Ontology annotation, biological process: beta-D-galactose catabolic process via UDP-galactose, Leloir pathway; glucose metabolic process. The transcript is spliced from 6 exons. NCBI's taxonomy places the organism in Eukaryota, Viridiplantae, Streptophyta, Magnoliopsida, Brassicales, Brassicaceae. Bases 98 to 1360 code for a protein of 420 amino acids.
GGACUAAGAAAAAUACACCGCCUAUAAAUAUCCACGAAGAAAUUAGAGUCACUCACAGUUUUACAAACACAUACAAGAAGGAAAAAAAACUGAAAAAAUGGUUAGGAUUUCAAGUUUAGUGUGUUUGGUUCUUUUGGUUACAAUAGGAGUCAUGGUUAGUGUCUCACUCGCUGACAACAACGAAGAGAAAUCGACUGAUCUGAAGAAAGUCAAAGGAGGAGUAACUGAUCGCUCGAUUAGUAAGGUAAAUGAUGAUGAUCACGACGAUGAUAAUGAAGAUCACGAUGACCAUGACGAUGAUAAUGAUCAUGACAAUGAUAAUAAUGAUCAAGAUCAUGAUCAUGAUAAUGAUGGAGACGAUGACCAUGAUGAUGAUGAUAAUAAAGAUGAUGGUGGUGAUGACGAUGACAAAAAGAAGACGUUGGGGGUACACGAGCUAAAGAAGGGGAAUCUAACGGCCAAAUUUACAAACCGGGGUGCUUCUAUCAUGUCUCUCCUUUUCCCCAAUAAAAAUGGAAAAAUAGAGGACAUUGUUCUUGGAUAUGACAGCGUCAAUGACUACAUGAAUGAUACGGUAUUUUGUGGAGUGACGUUGGCACGUGUAGCCAAUAAAAGGGAAAAGACCGUUGUAAACGAUGGCAAACAUGGUGUGACGAAAGAGUCUGGCGAUGUGAUUUGGACAGUUAAGAAACACAACAAUAAUGGCAAAAAACCUUAUAUUGUUUUCAGAUACACAAGUCCUGAUGGCGAUCAUCAAGGGAAACUAGAAGUCACUGUGACGUAUAAGCUGGUAGGAGAUAACAAAUUGAAAAUGGUGAUGGAAGCAAAGGCUAAAGAGAAAGCAACUCCGGUGAAUUUGGUUCAUCGUUCUUAUUGGAAUCUUGGUGGUCAUAACAAUGAAGAUAUCUUGUCUGAAGAAAUUCAAAUUCUCGGUUCCGGUUAUGCUCACCUCGACCAUAAUCUCACUCCAACCGGAAAAAUCCUCGCCGUUAAAGGAACACCGUACGAUUUUCGCCAACUCCGACCUAUUAAAGACAACAUCAAUGAGCUUAAGACAGGAUAUGGUAUAAAUUAUUGUCUAGAUGGUGUUGCAAAUAAGAUGAGAAAAGUCGUGGAGCUUGUGGACAAGAAAUCGAAGAUAAAAAUGGAGCUGUCUACAGACCAAUCUGGUCUAAAAUUCUAUACCGGAGGAAGGCUGAAAAAAAAUAAAAAUGGAUCGGUUCAUAAAGCUUACUCCGGUUUAUGUCUAGAAUCACAUGCAAUCAAUAACCAAUAUCGUCCUUCGCAGAUAGUUGAACCGGGGAAAAAUUAUAAGCAUACUAUGCUCUUUAAGUUUUCUAUUGUUCCGUCAACUUUGUAACGUUACUUUCUGGAAAGUUUACGACCAGAAAAAAAAAUUAAUAAAAACUUUUCUGUCAA